Molecule: messenger RNA, 1274 nt
Organism: Capsicum annuum
Lineage: Eukaryota; Viridiplantae; Streptophyta; Magnoliopsida; Solanales; Solanaceae
Exons: 5
Coding region: 74-832 (252 amino acids)
Source: RefSeq, a predicted model, not a curated record
UUUUUUCCACUUAAAAAAUGUGAUAAAAAAGCAAAGAUAAACCAAAAAAAUUACUCAACUUUUUACAAUCACCAUGAAAUUCACUACUAGAAACUUAACUACAAACUCCAUAUCUCUUCCAUUAUUCUUGUACAAAAAUCCAAAAUCACCUUCAAUUAUCAAAUGGAUUCCUCCAUUUCAGUCUAUUCGGGUCAAAUUCCGGGUCGGACUAUCCAAUGGAUCGGCCCAUUUAACUCAUUCAUCAGUACAUGCUUCACCACCUGCUAUUCAGUCAGAUGUUGAUACAAAGUUACAAGUUGUAGAGGAAACUAUAGAGAAGGUGAUUUACAGCUGUCGUUUUUUUGCAAUUCUUGCUGUCUGGGGUUCGUUAAUCGGAUCAUUUAUUUGUUUUAUCAAGGGUUGCACUUAUGUAACAGCAUCAUUCCAACAGUAUUUUGUAAGUCGAGCAAAGGUCAUAUUGUUGCUUGUUGAGGCUAUAGAUAUAUAUCUCUUAGGGACUGUGAUGUUAGUCUUUGGCAUGGGUCUAUAUGAGCUCUUCAUCAGCAACCUUGACAAGUCAAAAUCAAUGUCAGAGGAAAAAUCUCCGUAUCAAUCAAAUUUGUUCGGUAUAUUCACGCUAAAGGAACGACCAAAAUGGUUGGAAAUAAAAACUGUUAGCGGAAUGAAGACUAAAGUCGGUCAUGUCAUCGUGAUGCUUCUUCUCAUUGGUCUGUUCGAAAAGAGUAAGAAGGCUGUUAUACACACGCCAUUAGAUCUCCUUUGUUUCGCAGCUUCAGUGUUGGUUUGCUCUGGCUGCCUAUAUCUGCUUGCAAGACUCACCGAGGAGAAUUGAUCAUUUUUAGGUUAUAUAAUUUGUACAGUCCUAAGUUGCUCGGACUCUCCAAAAAUGUUGCCACACCCGUGUUGGAUCCUUAAAAAAUACAGUAUUUUUGGAGGAUCCGACACGCACUCGUUAACAUUUUUAAAGAGUCCAAACAACAUAGAACAGUCCAAACUGUCUCAAUUGACUGGUGUUGUGGAAGCUUUGCCUGAGCUUAACAUGUUCUUUUCUAAAUGUCCAUAUGUAUAGUUUGUAAUGAGUGAUGUUAAACAACAAUCUCCUACUUAUCUUAUGAUCCAGAACUAUGUUGAUCAGGCUCUCCGAAAAUGUUAUCACACCCGUAUCGGAUCCUCAAAAGAUGUACUAUUGUUGGAGGAUCCGACACACACCUGUGGCAUUUUUAAAGAGUUCGAGCAACACAGAUUCAUAGCUUGUAUAAUCUUGUAAAGAUUUA